UGCAACGGAGUGUUUGAACUGUACCAUGAGCGAUAAGUAACCUCGAGUUCAGCGUUUUAGUUUCGGCCUAGUGUUACGGCUUUAAGAUAAAAUACGAAUGUCUACGUCUUGAUACACCCCAAUUUUCUCGCAGUCAGUGUCUGGCUGGCUGAAUUACUAAACAUGAAGUGUCUCAAAGUGGACGAAUUCAUUCGGCGGACAGCCUCUGUGGAGGAUGCGAAAGAACUAUGCCAAGAACUCGAGGACUUUGUAAUGAGCGGUCCUGGAACAUUAGGACGCACAAUCUGUGACCGGAUCGUCAGAGCUUGCCUCAAUCACCUGGGAGCUGGAUCACCAAGUGUCGACCACAUUCACCAGCUAAUGGAACUGGUGGAAAUCUCCAUGAAGGGUUAUUACGUCUCAGUGGCACACUCUCGCCAAAGCAGUCCUCUCUACAUGGAAAAAAUUGUUUUCCACAUCAUCAAAAGUCUAAGUGUGCUUGAUGUCAGCUGCCUGUGUAUCCGUGUUGCACUGCUACUUUACAACCGGCUUGUUCAAGUUGAGGAGUCUGAGGAGUACUUUGGUCUUGUGCGAAGCUGCUUUACUGUCAUCUGGAGCAGCCUCUCUUCCGCCAAAAAUGAGAAGCUCAUGAAUCCAGAAGAGAAACUCCACUGCCAGAUGCAAGCUCUUAGCUUCCUCAUAUUGCAAGAUAAAGAAGGCACAACCUCGUCCUCAUCCCGGGUUCCCAAAUACGCAGAGGAUUCCAUCUCUGACUAUGAGAACAGCUGUGGCUCAGUCAGCACAGAGGAUGCUUCUUUUGUUCUACUGGAAAUGAGCACCCUCUUUGACAGAUGUCAUACUGUACAUCAAGCAACUUUAUUUACCCUCUUCGAGACCACCCAUGUUGUAGUUAAGAUGUGUUCCAAGGCUGGACAUUAUGACCUUGCUCUUAAGUUUUUGAAUGAGACUGUCAACAAAGUCGGAGGCUGGGGGCAUUGCAGAUGUGCAGCACUGGUCCUCGGGAAAUUGGCUGUGAAGAUCUAUUCCAAGAGGAAAGGCAAAGGGAUAGAAAUUGAUGAAGUUUUGGCAGAGUGUGUCUGGACCUUGAGGUCUCUCCCAGCAGAGCUUCAGCAGCAAGAGGCCAACGCUGUUCUAGCAGGAUGUGCAUUUGUGACAUGGGCGGUUGAGAACGGGCACAGAAAUGCACUGAGCGCAGUCUCACUCUUGUCCUUGUGUACCUUCCUCGAGCAACAGCAAGAUCUGCUACUGAAGAUGCUAAAGAAGAAGCCCUCGUGUGAAUCAGCAGCCAGACUGCAACAUUCCCUCUGUGUCAGUUUUCUCCAAGGAUUUGUUUUCACUUACGCCAGCAUGCAGGAAGCUCAGCUUGAAGAAAAAUACAUGAACAGAGUGCUGCUGUAUUGUCAGUCAAUACUUGGACUGAUGAUGGAUGAGUUGCGCAAAAUACCAAGCGACGCUCUUCUUGUCAGAGCUGUGAUAUCUGUCAGCAACAUGGUGUGCGGCUUGUAUAACCAACGUCUGUAUGAGCAAGCCUUCACGCUCGUGGAGAUCCUUUGCAGAGAUCUGCUUAAGAAUGGCACGGCCUCACUCUCAGUCGACAGGGUGAACAGACCCUUCAUGCUGGCGGUUCAGUCAUCUCGUCGGUCCGGUCACCUGAACAGAGCUUUGGACUCAGUUGUCCUGUGGCUGAAGGCUCUUGGAGAUAAAAUGUCUGAACACAUGGCAGAGCCUGUGUCUUUGUGGGUCAAAAUCAAAACCGAUGCGGCGAAAAGCUCUGACGAGGAUGUUCGGCUUCGGACUCUGUGCGAUGGUUUUGGACCUGGCGCUCUGGAUGAGAUGGUGAUGCUGAAGCUCUUGGAUGAAGAGCUGCGAGGAUACAAAGAGCUGGCAGCAGACAUGUCGCAGGAGCGAUACAACACCCUGUGUGAUCUGCUCGAGAUCUGUCACGAGGAAAGCCCCCACACUCAUCUGCGGGCAGUUUAUCUGUGCGAGAUGGCCCAGGUUGUGUGCUACCUGGAUUUCAGCGCACAGACUGACUGUACGGCUGUUGAUUUCACCCACGAAGCUUUGCGUCUGCUUGAAGCGGAACCUGUGACACUGGAGAAUGAAGACCGACUGAAGGAUGACAAAGCCCACGCUUUGUUUUGGCUAUACAUCUGCACCCUUGAGAAAAAGAUUCAGGAGGCAAUAGAUAGCGACAAACAAAUACAGCAGAUGCAGGAGAAGAAAUUGUCUGUGGCAAAUACCAUUAGUACCAAUGAUUUUGAACACGAGGACAAGCAGAAAAGUCACAGCUGCUUGGAGAUAUAUGAAGGACUGCACUUCAGCCUGGCUGACGAUCAGAAAAUGAAUAAGCCGCUGGAGCAGGCACUGAAUGAGUGGUCUGGUCUUCUUCAUGGUGACGCUCUCCCAGCUGUCAGGAGCCUGGAACAGACAUGCAGCUCUGUCCUUGUGACUGCCGCUCUGUUCAAACUCAUGGCAAAGCCUCUCAAAGCACUGGAAGCUUUCCAGCUAGCUAUAGGGCUGUCCCGGAAACUAGCGGACAUCAAGACGUGUGUGAGAGCCUGCUGUCAGUCUGCCUGCCUUCUCCUAGAUAUGGGCUCUCCUCAGCUAGCUAUGUUUCAAGUAGAGCAAGCGGAAGGAAUGUUGUCCUCAAAAACAGCUGAGGACCUGUCUUCGCUGUGCAUGCUGGUGGUUCUGUUGAAGUCUAAGUUCUGUUACAGUGUUGGACAGGUGGAUGCCGGUGUGAACUACUUGUGCGAGGUACUUCAGGAGGUUGGCAAGCAGCGACAGUCGAGGAGCUGGUACUUGCUCCGUGCUCAGGCCCUCGAAACAUGCAGCGCCUAUCUCAAUCUGAACACAGCCACUCUUCAGCAACACCAGCGGAACCGUAUUACUCAGCAUGACAUGAGCAGCCCGGAUACGGCUCUGCAUGAAAGUGAAAAGCUGUUCUGCAGCCUGCUGGUCACGUUGCUUGGGAACAGCUUGUAUCCGAACAUCUCUGGUGGCUCUGAAGUGCGAUUUGUCUGUCAAGUAGAUAACCUUCUGAUGAAAUGGGAACUGCUCUGCCAGCUGAUGAACUGCUCCAUGAAGAUGGUGGCUCUAAGGAGCAGCUCUGGGGCCUUGAAUGAUGCCAGACGCCACUGUCUUGAAGCCCUCAAACUGGCCAAAAAGCUGCAGGCAUUCAGCAAAUGUGCAGAGUUGCUUGUGGUCAAAGCAGAGUUGGAGCUGUUGCUGGGAGAGAAAGAAGAAAGCCGCUUGGAUCUGGAGAAAGUGAGAAGCCUUCUGGAAUUCAGUGCAGAUUCUACAGAGCAGCAGAAAAAGCAAGAAAUUAAAAUUAAGCCACGGAAAGGUCGUCCGGCAAAAAGUGCACAUUCUCCUUUACCCACCGUUGAAGAUGAGUGUAAAAGUGUCCUGAGCACUCGAUGGAACAUCGAUGAUCCUAUCGUGCAAGAUUUGUCCUGCUCACCACCGUUGAAGUCUAAACCUCGUUGCUUCCUCACUUCCCUGAAGCACAAACCUGACUGUCAGUGCUCCUGCUGCUCUCAACCCUGUCUGGCCUGGGCUACAGCUCGUUGGGCGGCUGCACAGGCUGAUCUGGUAUUCCAGCUUGAUCCAAAUGAAGCCAAGUUGAGUUUGAAACUAUACUUGGCUUCACUGUUACGAUUUAAGACGGCCACAGUGAACCUGGAGAAGAAAAUGGAUAAGAUCUUUACUCAAAAGAGUCUCUCCAAAGGCUCCACUGUGAUGCUGGACGUCAUUGGCAGUGUCUACCUUCGCAUGGCUCUUUCAGGGAUGGAGGCCAGACACAGCAAGGUCUUUGACGUGUGGGGUGUGCUGAGAGAUGGACUGGAAUUCGUGGAUGCUAGCCCCUCUCCAUCACUUGGAGCUGUGAAAGCCAGUCUGAUAGCUGUGAAAGCCAUUGCGUCUCUUAACACCUUGGCUGAUAAAGAGAACUGCAACCCGGAGGAGCUCUUCUCAAACUCCUGGACUUGGAAUUCACCUAAGGAAUCCUUGACACAACUCCUAAAUAAAGCAGCAAGAUCAGCUAAAAAACCAAAGGGCAAUGGGACAGGCGUGUCGGGAACGAUGAUGAUGCUCGCUCCCAAGACUCCUGCGCUUGAGAGGAACAAGCCACGGGCCAAAGAGCUGGACUGCUUUGACUUCAACACUUCGGUGCCGACUUUUGCUUUUACCCCCGUUCGAAAGGUGGGAGGCCCUUCCUCUGUGAGUAAGGCCCCCAGGACUGGUGGCAAACAGUUUCAUGUGUUUGAGGAAGAGGAAUCCCCUCAGAAAGCACUACCUGUGCCUGCCGCCCCAAGACGCACCAAGAAAUGCAUUUUUAAGGUCGUCUUCAGCGAUGAGAGCGACCCGGAGGUCAGUGCAGAUCCCAAAGAAGCUCCUAAAAAGGGCACCGCUACAAGAAAAGUAAAAAAGGAAAAGGAAGCUCCUCUUGCUGCACUUGCUCCCCCCAGACGGACAACAAGGCGAACGAAGAGCACCGCAGCCGCUGCGGCCCCCUCCUCGGACGAAGACGAAAAUUUAGUCUGUCCUCCGUCCACAACAAGACGGGGAAGACCCCGAAAAGACCAGUCCAGAAAAGGAUCGGUGGAAGAGCCUGACAAAAUGAGAACGAUUGAGGAGAAGAGUCAGGAAGUGCUGGACCUGAGCAUUGACCAGCUGAUUAUAUCAGACGCUGAAGAAGGGGCUGUUAAAGUGAAUGACGUUGAUGUUGAGGUUUUACGGAGAGACAUGGCCUGCAGUCUUCUGAGAGAUGAUGUCUUUGAACUGAAGACCAAAAGUGGGCGAGGACUACAACCCUCCAUUCAACAUCCAGCUACCUGGCCAGAUGAUCUUUCAUUAGAGGACGUAGAAUCACUGCUGCGCUCUGCCUGGGUGGCCACCCAUCACUUCCCGUCACCUGCCAUGUACUCAACGCUCUGCUCGCUUCUGGCGCUAUCGACUGGGCAGAAAGACUGCUUGACAACCGCGAUGUUCCACUGUCAGUCCUUGGGCCUCAGCAGUCGUCAUCGUACCAUCAGACACCUGGCCAGUUGUCUCAAGAAACUAAAGAAGGCUUCCACUGACAUUGCACACAAAUUGGACUCCUUGACGCUGGACGACAAGAGCUCCUCCCGCACAGAGGAAAGACUGAAACAGUUGGAGAAUGUAUUCUCGUUCUCGACGGCAGCUCCUGCAACUUCACUGGAGGAUGUCCGUGAAGAAUUCAGACAGCAAAUAGAACAACUUCCUCAAGGCGUAACUGUUUGUGUUAUGUCCGUGCUUGGGUUAAGAUCUGGGCAGAUGGGAGAGAGCAUCCUUCUGUCUCGUCUGGAAAAAGGCUGCCCCCCUGUCUCGGUUGUAAUCCCCACCAGUUCAGAGCAGCACUCGAUCAGAUGGCUGCUCCAGGAGAUGGACAAUAUUCAGGUGGAGCAAAAGGCUGUGAGCCAUACGUCUGAAAAAGCCAAGUGGUGGGAAGAUCGCCAAGCUUUGGACACACGAGUUGAGAGACUGGUGAAGGAGAUGGAGAGCCUCCUCCACUGUUGGAGGUGCUUACUCCUGCCCCUGUCCAACAACCAGGAAAUCAGCACUAAGGCCCAGAACCUGGUCAAGACCAUGCACUCUGAAGGAGUCACAGUCAGCGAGCAGAUGCUGAAGGCUCUUAUUUCAGCAUCACCGGUCCUGUCUAAGAAAGACCUGCAGAGAUUUGCCAUGGGAAUCUCUCCCAAAAGCAACUGUCUGCAGGCUCUUCUUGGGGGUUUGCUUGCUGAGAGAGAGCAGCCAGAAGGUCACGUGGUACUCGUUCUGGACAAGUAUCUCCAAAAAUUGCCGUGGGAGAGCAUCUCGGUCUUGAAGUCCCACUCUGUGAGUCGGAUGCCCUCUCUCCAGUCACUUAUUGGACUGAGCCUUCAGAAAGAGACUGACCCCCAGUCCAUUCUAAAAGAAGGGGUUGACAAAAGGCAGGCCUUUUAUGUCCUUGACCCUGAUGCAAACCUGCCAGACUCUCAGGAUCGGUUCAAGGAAUGGUUCAGCAGUGAAAAAGACUGGGAGGGUGUGUGUGGGUGCCCUCCCCAGCCAGGUCAACUGGAAGUUGCAGUUUCCAAAAAGGAUCUGUACAUCUAUGUGGGUCAUGGGGCAGGUGCACGGUUCCUGGACGGCAACACGGUCCUCCAGCAACAGGUGCGAGCCGCCUCUCUGCUCCUCGGCUGCAGCAGUGCCGCCCUUGCGGUCAAGGGAAAUGCAGAAGGGCACGGAAUCGUCAUCAAUUAUCUCAUGGCCGGGUGUCCCUUCGUGUUAGGGAUGCUCUGGGAUGUGACGGAUCGUGACGCUGACCGGUUCACCAAAGCCUUGCUGGAGUCGUGGUUCGCCGCUGGCCGUGGCUCGUCCCUCCUGCAGCACAUGGGUCCAUCCCGCAGCGCAACACGGCUGAAACACCUGAUGGGCGCGGCGCCUAUCGUGUAUGGAUUACCAAUCCAUCUGAAAUGAAUCCCAAGGGUUUUUUUUGUAAUUUUUUUUUUUUUAUAUUUUUGUUCUGUUGUACUCAAUAGAAUGUUUUAUUGUUACACAAUCUUGUUGGGAAUUCAUGUUGCUAAG
Messenger RNA from Synchiropus splendidus (mandarinfish), 6591 nucleotides. RefSeq names its product extra spindle pole bodies like 1, separase (gene espl1). The record is from RefSeq and is a predicted model, not a curated record. Gene Ontology annotation, cellular component: mitotic spindle; cytoplasm; centrosome. Gene Ontology annotation, biological process: meiotic chromosome separation; proteolysis. The coding region runs from base 163 to 6483 and encodes 2106 amino acids. NCBI's taxonomy places the organism in Eukaryota, Metazoa, Chordata, Actinopteri, Syngnathiformes, Callionymidae. The transcript is spliced from 32 exons. Gene Ontology annotation, molecular function: cysteine-type endopeptidase activity.